AUGGCGGGUAGACCUUGGUCUUUUGAUAAAUCUUUGCUGUGUCUACACGAUUGUGAAAAUGUUGACAAUUUGAAGGAGAUUGCGUUUAAUGAAGAGGUUUUUUGGGUCCAAUGCCAUGACCUCCCUUUUGCUAGUAUGACGCAAAAAAUGGGGUGUGCUUUAGGUGAGCGUCUGGGGAAGGUUUUAGUAGUUGAUACGGAUAGCAGUGGGGUUUAUUUAGGCGCAUUCCUUCCUUUUAAGGUUCUUCUUGAUAUCUCGAAACCUAUGACGCGGGGCUGUUUAAUCAAACUUGGCAGGGACCAGUAUUGGAUAGCUUUUAAAUAUGAACGGUUGGCAAACUUCUGUUAUCAUUGUGGGCUGGUUUUUCAUUCAUCUGGUCGGUGUGUUCAGAAGGAUCAAGGGGCUGCUAUUGGGGAAGGGAUUGAACAGCAGUUUGGCCCAUGGUUGAGAGCUACUAGGAAGCAUUAUGCGGGUAUAUCAUUGCCGGAGGGGGCUGCUCAACCUCGGUUGAAUCUUCAUAUUUCUAACCCUGAUCUUUCGCAGACUGGCAUUGAUCUUAUUUCAGGGGAGACGGUGGUGGAAGACAUUGGGAAAGACCCCUGUGCCGACAUCCAAGAGAUGGAUAGUUGUGGGGAUGCUCAACCAUCUGGGAGUGAACUCAUGGACUUGGGCCAGAGUAAAAACUGGAAAAAGAGGGCUCGUUCAAGCCCAGGUUUGGCCGGUCACCAGGUUAUGGAGGUGGAUGGAUGUGAGCCCAAUUCUUGGAGCUUAAAAGGGCAGGAGGUUGAGGGGUCUGAGGUGUCUACUCCGAAAAGAAUUAAACAAGUGCAGGGUGAGGUGGAUAUCUGGCAGUGGCUGCUCAGCAGCCUUGCCAUCCACCUUAAUGUUGGGAUUGACAUGGAUUCAAGAAAAAGAAGCAAUAGAGAAGGUGUCUUGACUGUCUUAAGGCAAUACAAGAUGUGGAUGAUGGAAUGCAAUGACAGGGGAGAGUUCAGUAGCAUUCAAAGUUCGUUUAAUGGUCGAAAAUUCCGGCCCCUUGUGCCAAAACCAGUCUCUGCUGCUGCUUCAAGCCCUCGAUGUUUAAACCUCAUUAAUCAUGACACUGAUCUCGUUCUAAAUCACCAUCUUUCAGCAAUGGCUGAGCAAAGUAAGAGGGAGUUCAGUACGCAGCAGGUCGUAGUCAGCUCUCGCUGGAAUCCCGCACCGGAACAGCUUCAAACCCUCGAAGCACUGUAUCGAAGGGGAACCCGAACUCCGACAGCAGAACAAAUUCAGCUCAUAACUGCACAGCUUCGGCAAUAUGGCAAGAUUGAAGGGAAGAAUGUCUUUUACUGGUUUCAAAAUCAUAAGUCUAGAGAGAGGCAAAAACGCCGGCGUCAGAUUGGAUCAAUAUCCGAAGAACAGCCCCAUAAUAACAGUGAAAGGAAAGAAUCAGAGGCAAAUAGGACAUUAUGUGAAGUUGAAAAGACAAAAAACUGGGCAUCUUCUACAAACUCUAGUACCAUUGCAGAGGCAGAAAAGGCUGCAGAUGGAUGGUUACAGAUCGAGGAGACAGAAUUACAGCAAAGAAGGAACCUCGUAGAAAGGAAAAACAGUCUGCAAAUCAUGCAUUUGUCUUGUUCAUCCUCUCACACUAAGCUAAUAAACUCUACUCACACAGCAAUGGAUCCAAACCACUUGAAGCUUCAAGAUUUUAACGUCUCAACCCACAAGAUCCCAUGGAGUGAUUCUGUGGUGCACGAUCCUUGUAAUGCGCAAUGUUUCGACAAUUGUAGGGAAUCUGAAACCCUUCAAUUGUUUCCACUUCGAAGCUGUCAUGAAAAUGAAGGUAUUUUCGACAAGGACGUAGAGGUUUCAGCUGCAGCCAUAAGUUGUGAUUUCAGUGCUCAAUACCAGUUUUUUGAAUUCCUUCCUUUGAAGAAUUAA
This is a messenger RNA of Fraxinus pennsylvanica, 1926 nucleotides long. The record is from the annotation of a GenBank genome assembly. NCBI's taxonomy places the organism in Eukaryota, Viridiplantae, Streptophyta, Magnoliopsida, Lamiales, Oleaceae.